AUGAGCGCGUGUGAACUUGAUCGCCCCAUGGGCAAAGCUGACCGACCCCGCACUACGGGUCAGCUCAUGAAGAGCAUGCGCAAACUCGGCGAUUAUGAUUUGGAUGUGGACGAUGCAGAUACCUCGAUUGAGAUUGGAUCUGCUCAGGAGAUGGAAUUGUUUGAUCGCCUGGUCGUGCGUGGCCGUGGCAACUCGACCUUUGAGCGUGCAGGCCCCUUUUGGCAGAUGGCGUGUCUUCGCGCUCGCAAGUACAAUGUGGAACGCGCGUACGUCCUCGUGACAAACUAUAUCAAGUGGCGCGACGAGUUUGGCGUCAAUCGCACCACGGUGGACAACGAUUCGGAAUACCGCGCGCUCGUUGAGCGCGGCGUCGUUGAAGCCUGUGGCAACCGCGAUCAGGACGGCCACUACGUUCUUACCGUUCGCCAAUGCCGAACCGACCCGGGUCGUUGGUCCCCGCGAUAUGCUGUUUUGGCAGCCCACGUGGCCAUCGAGUCCCUCUUGGUGCGCUUUCCCGAGGCUCAAGCCAAGGGCGUUGCCUUUGUCAACGACAUGAGCGGCAUAUCUAUGCGCAACAUGGAUUCUCGCGUGCCCCGCGAAAUGUUUGCUGCCUUUCGCGACAAACUACCGGUCCGCUUUGCCGGCCUUUACGUCGUGCAUCCUCCCAUGUUCAUGCGCAUGGUCGCCCCCGUCAUCAAGAUGUUUAUGAGCACCAAAAUGCAAAGCCGCAUGCGCGUCCUCACCCAUGGCUACGACGAUCUCAAGCUACACUUUGACGCCAGCCAGCUUCCCACUGAUUUUGGUGGCUCAUACCCCUACAGUCAUGAAGCCUACAUGACCUUUGUCUCGGAAAUGCAGCACCAUUACAACCAGCAACGCUCUAUCAACGGCGAGCUCUUCUCCGACAACAAGGCUCCUGCGGAAGACUCGGACUCUGGCAAGGAACCCUCCAUUUGCAGCGCCGCUACCACAUGCUCCAUCCACGAAGCUUGGAUGGACUUUACCAUCGAGCCAGACAAUGAGCGUUUCGUGUAAACUGCCUCCGCCCACGGACCAGUUUGGCCUGGUCUUCCGUCCCGGAAGUAGCCAUGGGCUAUCCUGGCACACCGUGGCAGGCCUUUUUGCCCGCAACGGAACUUUCUUGAGUUUGUGGUUGAGAAAACGCGUGUGGUUCGAGCUGCCAGACAUCAUUUCUCCCUUUUGGCCCUUUGUGUUGGUGCCCUGGAUCCUUCUUUGUUGUCUUGUCCCUCUCUACCUUUGGCACAUGCAGAGUGGAGGAGCUCCGAGGGUGUGAGUGUUCACUCUUUAUCACCUUUCAUGUCUAGGCUGUAUGUCCUUUGUCUUGUUUUGUCUAUCCAAUCUGCUCAGCACCAGAUCAUUUUAUGUCGCGGUCAUUGCCGACCAUCGCUUUUGCUUCGAUCUGGCCGCUGAGCCGCAGUUUGUCCAUUCACCCUGGUUUUCCCUCUAGUUUCCGUCUCGGUUAUCUUUCCCUGUCCUUUUUGGCCUUGGCGCUGUUGUCUUUGGCCGAUGCGGCUAGUCAAGCUCCCAGAGUUUUGUUCCCGGCUGGGCUGUAUUUUUUGUUUGUUCGUUUUUGAAAAACUGCCGUUGGCUCCUUCUUUCCCCUUUUGAACGCCUUUGCGUGGCCCGUCCUUUGUAUGACCUGGCCUCCCUGAUUGCUGUCUCGUCCCUGUAAGGCCAGAGUGCGCACCUGCAUCGUUCCCUGUGUCCUUCCCUUUGCAUGUAUGUGUGUGCAUGAAAAAUGUUCCGACUCCCAGUAUCUCUUGUCACACAAUCUUUGUUGAUCCUCGAGCUCUGGCUACCGGUCGCCACCUUGUUUAUUGGCGGUGCAGCGGCUGAAGGUCUCGUCAAGUCUGCCGUGCCAAGUUUGGCUUGGCUAAGAUCAGAAGCAGCAGUUCUUCUUGUUUUGACGCCUUGAAUCGAAUCUACAUGUUUCUC
Molecule: messenger RNA, 1956 nt
Organism: Monosiga brevicollis MX1
Lineage: Eukaryota; Choanoflagellata; Craspedida; Salpingoecidae
Exons: 2
Coding region: 1-1035 (344 amino acids)
Source: RefSeq, a predicted model, not a curated record